AACUGGAGAACGGCGGCACAAGAAGCGAUCGGUGGACAAGGCCUAGAGUUACUACUUUUCCGGCUUCACACUCUGCUUAAUCCCUGCUCAAAUUCGCUCCUUUUUGUCCAUCUUCAUUCACAAACAUGUCAAAGUCGCAGUGGAAAUGGGAAAACGCAACUGCCGGUGCCCUUGCUGGCUUCGCCACCGUCGCCGUUACGCACCCUCUAGAUGUCGUCCGUACCAGGUUUCAAGUUAACGAUGGUCGAGUUCCGAACCUCCCAACUUACAAGAGCACUGCUAACGCUCUUUUAACAAUAGCCCGUCUUGAGCGUUUAAGGGGUUUUUAUGCUGGCUUCUUUCCUGCUGUUCUCGGGUCAUCUGUUUCUUGGGGCUUAUAUUUCUUCUUCUAUGGCAGAGCCAAAGAAAGGUAUUCUAGGAACAGGGAUGAGAGGCUGAGUGCCGGUCUUCAUCUUGCUUCUGCUGCAGAAGCUGGAGGUCUAGUUUGUUUGUGCACAAAUCCCAUUUGGCUUAUAAAAACAAGGUUGCAGCUUCAGACUCAUCUUCAUCAAAAUCGACAUUAUUCUGGCCUUUAUGGUCUGCUUCGUAUCUUGUGUUAAUUUCCUAUAAUGUGCUCCUAGAGAUACCCUUUUCUCUGGUGACUCAUAAUCAAUUUUGAUUUCAAGUUGCAAGCAAUGAACUAGCUUUCAAUAUCAAUCUUUUGGAUAUAUAGCUUGAUCCUAUUUCUGGAUUGCUUUCCUUGGCAAUUAUAUUUCCGAAAUGAUUUUGUAUAAAUAUGGUACAAGGACUUUGGUUGAAAAUUGAGCUUACUUUUAAUUGAUUGAUUAACAAAACAUACUGUGUUUAUAGCUUGGAGAUGUAGAACAUUUUUCUGUCAGCAGCCUUAUCGUAAAAUUUAUUGAGGCUGUUCUUUUCACCUUGAGCCUGAACCUUACAACCUGUUUUUCUAGUUCAUUUUAUGUUCUUUCCUAUUGCUUGCUAAUUUCUUCAAAAAUCCUUUAUGAUUUAAAACUUUCAGAUGCCCUAAGAACCAUACUAAAAGAGGAAGGAUGGACUGCACUCUAUAGAGGGAUUGUUCCUAGUCUUUUGUUGGUUUCCCAUGGAGCUAUUCAGUUUACUGCAUAUGAGGAACUUCGUAAAGUUAUUAUUGACUUUAAACAAAGUAAAAGGAAUCCUGAAAGUUCUAGUAAUCUGUUGAAUUCAGUUGAUUAUGCUCUCCUUGGAGGAUCUUCUAAAAUUGCUGCCAUUCUUUUUACUUAUCCAGUUCAGGUUAUUCGAGCUCGAUUGCAGGUAAAAAGAACUGUACAUCUUUCCUUUUAGGAGAACUUAGCUUUCUUAAGACUGCAGGGAUAUUCCUUCAUCAAUGAAUGAUAGAAGUGGAUAGCCAGUAGAGCUGACUCAAGAUAUUUGUGACUUUUUAUUUUCUUCUCAUCAUAGCAGGAAUCAGGUAUAAUCUUCUUUCUUUUGCAGCAACGACCAAAUAAUGAAGGAAUUCCAAGAUACAUGGAUAGUUGGCACGUUGUGAAAGAAACUGCAAGAUUUGAGGGUUUUCGAGGUUUCUACAAGGGCAUCACAGCGAACCUUCUGAAAAACGUCCCCGCAUCUUCAAUAACAUUUAUUGUAUAUGAGAAUGUCCUCAACUUAUUAAGACUAGUAAAAACGAAUGACUGAAAAUUUUUGUUUAUACCUUAACCAUUUGUUACAUUCUUUAUUCCUUAGUUGAAAUCAAUAUUAGGCUGAGUAGAAAGAGAAGAAAUAAGAUGUACUUGAGAGAGAUUAUAUUGGGGAAAAAAUUUCCCAUUUUUUGUUUUUUAUUUUCCACAUUUAACAUAAAAGGCUGCAUGGAUGCAGAAAUGAAGUAGCUGAUGUUUU
Rubroshorea leprosula is the source of this 1872-nucleotide messenger RNA. Lineage: Eukaryota; Viridiplantae; Streptophyta; Magnoliopsida; Malvales; Dipterocarpaceae. The record is from the annotation of a GenBank genome assembly.